Molecule: messenger RNA, 2476 nt
Organism: Corticium candelabrum
Lineage: Eukaryota; Metazoa; Porifera; Homoscleromorpha; Homosclerophorida; Plakinidae
Product: roundabout homolog 1-like
Exons: 10
Coding region: 78-2246 (722 amino acids)
Biological process (GO): homophilic cell-cell adhesion
Cellular component (GO): plasma membrane
Source: RefSeq, a predicted model, not a curated record
AACACAAAAACUUGCCUCGUUCUUCCUUUCGAGAUCGUGUAGUUCUCUACACUACUCCUACCGUUACAUCUGUCUUGAUGGCGAUCGUCUUCUGGCGGCUCUCGUUCUACCAAGCUCAAGUGCGUGAGCUGCAACAGCACGUCAAACUUUCAGACGCGACGGCCGAUCUAAAGCAUUCGGAAAACAGCAAGUACAUUGAUUCGCCUGUCGAAAAAUUGCUUUCGCGAUACGCAAGGGCAACGGGGAAUGACAAGGGUACGGAUAGCUUGCAAACGCUCAACGACUAUUUUCUUAGAAUUGCAGAGCAGCAGUUGAAAGAAUCGUUGAAGGCACGUUGUGUUGACAAUGAACGUUUGUGUGUGCAAGGACCUAAAGGGAGCUUGGGUUCGAGGGGACAUGUUGGAUUACCUGGUUCUCCAGGCAGUAAAGGCGACAAAGGAGAUCGAGGAGUCGUCGGCGCUCAAGGUUUAGAAGGUACAAAAGGCUCCAAAGGCGAACCUGGCGCAAGAGGAGCGAGUAUUGACCCUCCCGUUAUCACCAAACAACCAAGCGCUGUUGUAUCUCUGGAGUCUGAAGCAGUCGAAUUUCAUUGCGAAGCCGAAGGUUUUCCGACGCCUAAAAUACGAUGGCUAAAGCUUGACUCUACCCUGCCACGGUCUCGAGCCACAAUAUCUCUAAAUGACACACUACGGAUAACAAAUAUUCAUCGUCAUGACGCAGGAACAUACGUCUGUUUGGCUGAGAAUAUUUUUGGUUUUGCAAGAGGAUUUGCAACAUUGAUUGUUCAAGUUCCUGUCAAGUUUACCGUUGUUCCGCCGUCAGUGGUGACUGUACAACAAGGACAAAAUAUUAAACUGCAGUGUUUAGCUACAGGUUAUCCUUCUCCGAUUAUCACUUGGUCGCGAAUUGAUGGAGCUUUGGAGUCUGGCAAAGUGAACGCCAAUGGCAGUCUGGUGUUAGAAAAUGUAAAGAAAGGCGACAGCGGGCAAUAUAUGUGUACUGCAAAAAAUGCUUUAGGAAAGAAAACUUACUCAUUUUCGGUAGAUAUGCAAUUAAAAGAUAAAGAUUCGUCAACAGGACCGUCCGCAAGAGUUGAAGUUGAAUACAGUGAUGAUGCAAAUCUUAGGUGUGCCUUGUGUGUUAUUCCAGGAUUCUCUAUUACAUGGCAAAAACUGAACAAGGAAAUAGCAACAGAUAGAGUGGAAGUAACAAAGUGUUCGAUUAUUAUCAGAAACGUGACUCGAGAUGAUGCGGGAAAUUAUUCUUGCAUUGGAAAAUCAGAAAGUAGUUUCUCGUCGGCUAUUCUGAGACAAGAUGUGUCACUUGUUGUAAAAGCUGCAGCUCGUAUAACAAGCCAUUUUUCUGCUCUGAUGAUUUUGGGACAAGGAGGAAAUGUAGACCUACAAUGUACUGGUGUUGGUCCUCCUGCUCCUCAGGUUUAUUGGACAAAAGGAUCUGUUCGCUUAGAAAGUGAAGAUAAAGGAAUGUUACGUCUGACAAACGUGUCUCAGAAUGAUAGCGACGUGUACCGCUGCCAUGCUGUCAACUACUUGGGACGAGACGUAAAAGAAACAAGGAUGGUUCUUACAGAGAUAAAAUUUGUUCAUCGUCCUCCUGCUACUGUUGUCGUGUCGGCUUCUGCCACUAUAGUAAUCAACUGCACUGCUGAGAUAGCGCCUGGAAUACCCACAUCUACUCGAUGGGAAUUUGGACUAGGACGGUGCAGAUCGGGUUCGGCCAAGAAAACCGUUUUAUCCAACGGCACGCUAGUUAUACGAGAUGUGACCGAAUGGGAUAGUGAUACUUAUGUAUGCUACGCCGGUAACAAUUGGAUUUCAGCGAAAGUACAAGUGAGGGUGGCAGUGAAUAUGAAUUGGAUGCUGACAAGUGACUCCUGUAAAGGAUUUCGUCAGUCUACCUACAACAGAUCUGUUUAUUAUGCGGUGUCUUCGUCUACAACGUGGAACAAGUCUAAAUACUAUCAUUGUCCUGUAGGAUAUUAUUGGCCAUGCACUGAAGAGGGACGAAAGAUAUUCAAUGAUAACAACUGGUCAGGGUCAUAUGUGUACUACAGUCGAUGUGGAUGGAGUGGUUAUACCUACGGUGGAGGAUAUAGACAGCACUUUAGGUUUCGUGAUUCGUCAUCAACGAAUGCGUACAAGCAUGUUAGACAUUAUGAUGCAUACGAAGUCCAGACCACCAGCUCUACCUCUCCAUUUGCCGGCAUUAUUUGCGUAAAAGACUAGAGAAUAAUGUUUCUCGCAAGUUAAGUUGCCACAACACUGCAUAACACAGGCAAGCUAUAGAUUGCCUUUCUAUACGCUUGCAACCUUGAAAUGGAACAAUUAUUCGAGACUUGCAGCUAAUGUGUGUAUUCAUCUGGAGUUAAACUUUUCUGUCUUAAAGUUUACUUGUCGAAUAAUGUGACGGUAGCUUUACGUUGCAACUAUUUGGUACAAAUUAAUGGUCAUCACAU